AACCAGAACGUCCUUCUCCCCAGAAGACGCCCAAGUCGUUCGACCCGAUCCCCAAAUCCGUACGCAUCUCAUUCUCAUGGCGGCGAGCCUGUGGCGAGCGGUGAUGGGCAGCGGCGCCCCGUCGGCGCAAGCGGACCCCACGGACGGCGUCGACUUCUGGCGCGCCCCCGAGCGCGGGGGCUGGCUGGACAAGCAGGGCGAGUACAUCAAGACGUGGCGGCGGCGGUGGUUCGUGCUCAAGCAGGGGAAGCUCUUCUGGUUCAAGGACUCCACCGUCACGCGCGCGUCGGUGCCCCGCGGCGUCAUCCCCGUCGCCACCUGCCUCACCGUCAAGGGCGCCGAGGACGUGCUCAACCGCAAGUUCGCCUUCGAGCUCUCCACCCCGCGCGAGACCAUGUACUUCGUCGCAGACUCCGACAAGGAGAAGGAGGAGUGGAUCAACUCCAUCGGCCGCUCCAUCGUCCAGCACUCCCGAUCCGUCACCGACGACGAGAUCGUCGACUACGACAGCGGCCAGCCCACAACCGGCGACAGAUCAUAGAUUCGUCGAUCCAUCGGACACGGCCGGUGACCCUGUAACUUAUCUUUCUACUCCUACUUAUUUAGGAAUUUGAUUCUUGUUUUCUGCGGAUAUCACGUGUGCAUUAGUGAUGGCUAUCGGUGAUUUAGGUGUACAGCCUUGUACUCUUUCAUGCUACGGAUCGGUUUGCUUCAUGUAACUUUUUUCAAGUAUUGUUCAAUCUGUUUGGUCAA
Lolium perenne is the source of this 753-nucleotide messenger RNA. RefSeq names its product pleckstrin homology domain-containing protein 1. The record is from RefSeq and is a predicted model, not a curated record. NCBI's taxonomy places the organism in Eukaryota, Viridiplantae, Streptophyta, Magnoliopsida, Poales, Poaceae.